AUGACGACCACCUCGACUACAACGCGUCUCUUGACGCUCUUGAAUGUUAGUGCACUCAAGACUCGCAAGCGAAAGCGAGAAGACGAGGAAGAGAGCGCACCCCUGCCACCGACAAAAAAGCUCAAUGCAAAACGCGUCGUUCAGAUCGAGGCUGCCGAGGUUGAAGAAGAUGGAGGUGAAGAAGAAGGAGACGACGACGAUGAGGGGCUGAUGGACGAAGACAAGGAAAUACAAGAGACAGAAGAUCCGUACAAUGCACAUUUUAGUGCAGAGCCAAAGUGUUUAUCGACAUCUGCAAAAGAGGCAGUGGAUAAACGACGGUGGACGACGUCCAAACGAUCAGUUGGAAAGCUGGGAGAGGCUGUAUUAUCCAUACCAGAGGGUUCUGAAGACGUGAAAUACAACGGCGAUGGCCUAUUGGAUAAACUCCGGUCGCAAAUGAGCACACAGAGUGAUGGAAACAAAGGCGAAGCGGCUCUCCAAAAGGAUCUACUGUCCUGCAUAGGGUCUUACCAAGACCUUUACGUGACAAAACAUGACGUAAAAACACGGAGUCUCUAUCGGGAUGUGCUCUCAUUGCACAUGCUCAAUCAUAUCAUGAAAAUCCGUCGACGAGUGUUGAAAAACAAUGAAAAGCUCUCUAAUGCUCCCAAGGAUGCUGAACCAUCCGAUUCCAACGCAUAUCUGGACCAAGGUUUUGUCCGCCCAUCCGUCCUUGUACUCUUGCCAUUCCGCUCGUCUGCUUUCCACUGGGUCACAGCAUUCCUUCAACAUACUCCAGAACACCAGGUUGAAAACAAAGCCCGCUUUCGCAACGAAUUUUCCCUCCCUCCAGGCGCAGACGACAAACUAUUGUCUGCUCCACAAGGAACCUACCCCGACGACCACGUAGCGAACAUGGCAGGGAAUAUUGACGACUUCUUCCGAAUCGGGCUCAAGUUUACCCGCAAGUCUAUCAAGCUUUUCGCCGAUUUCUAUUCGAGCGAUAUCAUCUUUGCGAGCCCGCUAGGUUUGAGGGAGCUGAUUGAGAAAGAAAAGAGUGCGGACUAUCUUUCCUCGAUUGAGAUUCUCAUAGUGGACCAACUGGACGUUUUGACCAUGCAAAACUGGAACCAUAUACAGAAACUGAAUGAGCACAAGCUCGUCUUCAAGCAUCUGAACGCGAUGCCGAAGCAGUCGCACGACACUGAUUUUUCACGGAUCAAGCCAUGGUAUCUGGAUGGAAACGCCGCGUAUCUACGACAGUCAAUACUCUUGUCCGCAUAUGAAACCCCAGACACCCGGGCAUUGUACAACAAGAAUCUACUUAACGUCGCGGGGAAACUUCGUCUCGAAGCGGCUUGGCCCGCGGUACAAGUACCAGCAGGCGUUCGACAAAACUUUGUCAAGUUUGAGUGCGGCAGCCCGCAACUGUUUCCAAGUCUCCUCAAGUCGGCUGUUCAAAGCUCGAACACUGUCAUCUUUAUCCCUUCGUACUUUGACUAUACAAGGGUACGGAGUUGGUUGAAGAAGCAAGACAACGUAACCUUUACAGUCCUUUCCGAGGACUCGGAUAACAGAGCGAUCUCUCGAUCCAGGCAAGCUUUCUUCGCGGGGACCAAAGCAAUGCUCCUGGUCACAGAACGAUUCCACUUCUUUCGAAGAUACAAAAUUCGAGGCAUACGCAAUGUCGUCUUCUAUGCACCGCCGGAUCACUCGCAAUUCUAUGGCGAGUUCCUCUCGUAUCCAUUCCUAGACGAGGGUGUCCUGCCUGAGGACGUGACCUGCAAGGUCCUUUUCUCAAAAUACGACUAUAUGCGGCUGGAGAGGAUAGUUGGGAGUGCGGAAGUCGCCAACCUGAUGAAUGCAUAA
This is a messenger RNA of Serendipita indica DSM 11827, 1851 nucleotides long. NCBI's taxonomy places the organism in Eukaryota, Fungi, Basidiomycota, Agaricomycetes, Sebacinales, Serendipitaceae. The record is from the annotation of a GenBank genome assembly.